Morchella importuna is the source of this 1368-nucleotide messenger RNA. RefSeq lists its product as uncharacterized. Lineage: Eukaryota; Fungi; Ascomycota; Pezizomycetes; Pezizales; Morchellaceae. The transcript has 3 exons. The coding region runs from base 1 to 1368 and encodes 455 amino acids. The record is from RefSeq and is a predicted model, not a curated record.
AUGGGCCUAGAGGAUAAGUCCGCUGCCACAGAUGAUCUCCUACAACACAUCGCUUCCGCCUUCCACGCCCAAGACCCCGCCUUGAACCCAGCCAAAGCCAUUAUCUCCCUCCUCCUCGGCCUCUCGACCCAAAUCGAGAAACUCACCACAGAAGUCCACACCCUAUCUGCGAGACACACCGCCGACGUCACCCUCCUCAACUCACGCAUCAACAACUCCAUCCCUCAGCACUCCCCAGCCCCCGCCCCCCAGGCCCGUCCCGCGACCGAAGGGGCAGAGCUCUACCUCAACGACUCCAUUGAAACCAUCGACCAAAAUGGCAAUAGACGCCUCCUCACCUACGCCGAAAAACUCAAACAACACCAGGACAACUCCCGCCCUGCCGCCCCCUUCCCCGCCAAUCGGAAUGCAAGCCCCCGCAAACCUUCAGCACCCCAACCAGCAGCAAACCUCCCCACCGCUCAACGCCGGUUCUUCGCGACCAGAUCCAACCCCGCCCCCUUCCCGAACCACCAACAACUCGAAGCAAGACUCCCCUCCGACCUCGGAAGAGUCCUAGCCAACGCAGACCUCUCCCACCCACACACCGCCCUCCAAGUCCAGGUCAACCGUAACGGCACUGUUACCUUCCUGAACCUCGCCUCCAGCGCCACCGACAACCCGCUCAACGAGUUCCAACUCGCGCCAACCAAUGUCAACUACGCUAUCCACAACGUCCCCAUCUUUGCCCUUGACGUCCCAGAUUCCCUCUUCACCCCACCCCUCGCCGAAGCCGUCGCCCUUACCACUGGAGCGUUAGUCUCCAGAGCCCGAUACCUCCCCAAGCCCGAAAAUAGAGUCGGGAAAACCACCACCUCAAUCGUCAUCUCCAUACCCGCCGAAGACACCGACAAGAUCGGAGACCAAAUCCGCCUAUUCGGACGCUCCCGCCGAUGCAAUAAACUUUGGCCAACAUCCCCCAAUACCCUCUGCCGUAAGUGCGCCCGCCUAGGACACGCUACAGAAGGUUGCCAAUCAUCCUCACCCACAUGCCCACUCUGCGCAGGGAACCACCUCCGCAAAGACUAUCGCUGCCCCAACCAAGCCUGCCCCAAAGAAGGCCACCUUAAACCCGUCAUCGAAUGCUGCGCCACCUGGAACGCCAAAUGCAUUAACUGCUCUGGCAAUCACAUCGCCUCCUAUAGAGAGUGCCCCGCUAGGCGCUCCCGCACCCACACCACUGCUACAGCGCCCGCCCCCCAAGGCACCCCUCCCGGCCCCCAGAGCUCCCUUGAUAAUUUACCACCGGCCACCCCGCUCCAUCCCUCACCCCUCAGUCCACAUCAGUACCCGCACCUCAACAAGAAGAGCUUGCGGAGGAGGACUUGA